CUAACCAGUGUAAAUAGAAGUGAACUCAGAGAAGACACAGGAUGGAAAACUCAGGAUGAAUUGUUAGGGCAUGUUGAGUUAGUUCUGUCAAUGCCUGCAGUCAGAUGAUUUCACUGGCUGCACAAGAUGAAAUCUCAUAUUUCAAUGUAUGAGUAAAAGUGUCAAAGUUCAGCUGGAGCAGGGACAAAUACAGAACAAAUUUUGUGUGUAUUUCUAACUACGGCACCCGAGCAACAGAGGAAGCCAAAAUGAGCCGGAAAAGCAAAAGGAGCUUAAAGGAGAAAUUUGUCUUGAAGAACAGCUUGAUUAAAGAAGCCCUCUCAGAAUUCCUGGGAACUUUUAUAUUGAUAGCGCUUGGAUUGGGGUGUGUAGGACAGGCUGUCCUCAGCCGAGGAGUCCAUGGUGGGACCGUGACAAUAAGCAUUGGAUUUGCAAUGGCAGUCACCAUAGCAGUUUAUGUAUCUGGAGGGGUUUCUGGUGGUCACAUAAACCCAGCUGUUUCAUUAGCCAUGUGCGUGACUGGAAGAUUAAAAUGGACCAAAUUACCAAUUUACAUAUUAGCACAACUCCUGGGAGCAUUCAUGGGAGCAGCGGCUGUCUUUGGGAUUUAUUAUGAUGCCAUUAUGGAGUACAGCAAUGGAAAAUUUGAAGUUACAGGACCUAAUGCAACAGCACAUAUCUUUGCAACAUAUCCAGCUCCCUAUCUGUCCCUCGUAAAUGGAUUUGCAGAUCAGGUGAUGUCAACAGCUGUUCUUCUUCUGGUUAUAUUUGCUGUUUUUGACAACAGAAAUAACAGUGUACCAAAGGGCCUGGAGCCAAUUGCAAUAGGACUUCUUAUAAUUGCUCUUACUUGCUCCCUGGGAAUGAACAGUGGCUGUGCCAUGAACCCAGCCAGGGAUCUAGGCCCAAGGCUCUUCACAGCCGUUGCAGGAUGGGGGAUGGAAGUAUUCACGGCUGGAAAUAGUUGGUGGUGGAUCCCUGUAGUUGCACCCAUGCUGGGAGGUGUACUUGGAGCAAUGACCUAUAUGGUUUUUAUUGAAAUCCAUCACUCAGAUACUGAGCCAGGAGAAGAAAAUGAUGUGUAUGAUAAAUACGAACUGACCAAUAUGGAGUAAGAAGUGAAGACUUUUUGCUCUCAUUUUAUUGUGCAGGUUUUACACAAAUGAGUAUUUGCCCCAUUUUAUAAACCCUCAAUUUAAAAUUCACAUUUCAAAGGAGAAAAUCUAUAUAGAAGACAAGUUCAAAACUGGCCAUUGGGCUGAUUAGUUAGGGUUAGGUAAUCGGUUGGACUUGAUGAUCUUGGAGGUCUCUUCCAGCCUGGUUGAUUCUGUUAUUCUGUGAUUCUGAUCACAUUCAAAACUGGGAACUUGGGGGGUGGAAAGUGUAAAUAGUUGGUUUUUUUAUGCAGCUUUCAGAUUGAGUUAUCUCCUAGACAAAAGUGUAGUGAGAUGAUGCACUGACCUGCUAAUUCCAUGCAUAUGAUCUUAUUUGUGUUGCCUAGUUAACUAAAGAUAAAUGAGAUGUUGUCACUUCAUGCAUAGGUAGUGGCUUCAAUGCUGAAUUAAUGUGUAAGAACACUACGUAAGAAAACUAAUUAUUUUUGAAAACUAAAAACAAUAUCCAAAUUGUCUAAAUGUUAAUUGAAGUAGUUUUAAAGCUUACAAAGUUGGAGUCACUAAUUGAACAACAAGGAAUCAACUCAUCAGUAAUGGUGUUUAAUAACUGAGGAUAUGAUCACAAAGGGUAUGAUCACAAACUGUGUCAUAUAAGAUCAACACCAAAAAAAGACAGGGGUCUGCUUCUGCACAGGUUCUUCACAGAACAGCAUCCUAUUACUUUUAAACUAAUUCCCUGACUUCUAUAGUAACCAAUAUUAAAAGCCUAACACAGAAUAUUAACCUGAACCUAUGUUUUUGUACUUUUCUGGAUAAAAUUUAUUCCUGUGAAGACUGGCCAGCAGCAGAGGUUUAUGCUGUACCAAAGUCAGCACAAGGUCCAUGUCUGUAAAAGGUUUACAGUGACCUUGUGCUUCUAAUCUACAUGAGGGGUUUUAAUCUGGUUUGUGGGAGUAAUUUCAUAUUUUGGCAGCAGUAAUUAAAAUUAGAAAUUGGUCUUAGAUCUAGAUCUGCAUUCCCCAAGGAAGGCCAGUUCCACUUUACAGUGCUGAAGUGUGGGCUCCCUGUCACAAAAUAUAAGUGGUUGGACAUACAUCGCUUCCUAAAUGUCCAUCCUUGAAAAGUGAAGGUUUUUUUCUGAUUAACCAUUGUGAAUUGAAUGUAUCUGAUUAAAUCAAAGUUAAUUUCUACUAUGUGCAUGUAUAUACA
Molecule: messenger RNA, 2324 nt
Organism: Dryobates pubescens (Downy woodpecker)
Lineage: Eukaryota; Metazoa; Chordata; Aves; Piciformes; Picidae
Gene: AQP9
Product: aquaporin 9
Exons: 6
Coding region: 249-1115 (288 amino acids)
Biological process (GO): water transport; glycerol transmembrane transport
Cellular component (GO): plasma membrane; basolateral plasma membrane
Molecular function (GO): water channel activity; urea transmembrane transporter activity; glycerol channel activity
Source: RefSeq, a predicted model, not a curated record